Molecule: messenger RNA, 1173 nt
Organism: Alternaria ventricosa
Lineage: Eukaryota; Fungi; Ascomycota; Dothideomycetes; Pleosporales; Pleosporaceae
Exons: 1
Coding region: 1-1173 (390 amino acids)
Source: RefSeq, a predicted model, not a curated record
AUGCCAACCACGAAGAAGAUCAGGCCGGAGACCAGGAGGGAGACCACGAUGGAGCGCGAAGAGCGCGUCAAGAUAAAGAUCGAAUUCAAUCUCAAACGAGUUCAGAGGCUUGUCCAGCUCCCUAGGACCGAAAACGUUCGGAAGGCGCUUGCCUAUCAUCGAGAUCAGAUUAUGCGCCUACACAAGAUUCAGAAAGGAUUCAUCGACGAGCGGAAACGCAUCCGCAAUGCAAUCUUGCCAGAGAUAGAAAAGCAUUGCUGGACGAUGAUGCAAGGAAAUGGCUUUGAUGAUCUGCUUACUUCGGAUGAUGCCCCAAACCGUGAUCCACCCAAUCUUGGAGAUCAAGACCAAAUGGCCAUUGAUCAACCCACGAACUAUGUCGCCAACGCCCAGUUCGAUGCUCUUCAAGACUUCAUGGAGAAAGCUACUUGGAAGGCCGGUGGAAAGCCUCCUGAUCCGUUCGCGCUCACCGAUCCUGUCAGCGAUGAUUCAACCCUUACUGAGCAUAACCGGGCUUUUCUGAGGCGAAUUGCGGCUCAACCUCGAUUGGUAGACUUCUACCCACACACGAAGGCUUAUUUGGAGAAAACACCGUCCGAAAGCAAUGACGGCCUACGGGACGUCCGGAGAGAUGCUAGGUCAGCUAUCGAGGCCUAUAGAAAGCGACGUGAAGCCGAAAUGAGAGACGUCUCGUGUACGGAGAAGCAACAGGUCCGGGCCCGGAUCUCAGCCGCACACAACCUCUCGACAAAGGACAAGCUCAUACUGACCUUGGUGACAUUCAUUCCCCAGGGCUCCUACACUACAUAUGCGGCUAUAUGCAAGUGGGCAAGCGAUGCUGGAGUACACCUAAUUGACGUCGACAUAUUUUCAACGCUGAAAAGUGUAAGACGAGCUUUUGGCACCAAGGAACUUCCCAGUUAUCGCGUCAUCGGAGCAAACGGUGGGUUCGUUCGUUCUGGUUGUGAUUGGGGUGGUCAUAUGCCUGAGGUCGACGAAUGGAUGAGGUUGGAGCUGUUGGAGAACGACAAUAUCGAAUAUGAUAAGCGGGAAAGGAGGCUCAGGGGUACACCGUUCAGUUUCUACGGUUUCCGGGAUCUGAUGAAGGGCACCACGAUGGAGAAUUACGUCAACAAGCUCCCCUCCCGGUUUGAGGAUAACAUCCAUCCUUGA